Caenorhabditis sp. 36 PRJEB53466 is the source of this 586-nucleotide messenger RNA. Lineage: Eukaryota; Metazoa; Nematoda; Chromadorea; Rhabditida; Rhabditidae. The record is from the annotation of a GenBank genome assembly.
AUGCUGAAAAGUCUGCUCUCUCUUGUAACGCCAAGUAAAGAUAAGAAGAAGGUGGCGGGUCCAGCUGGUGCGCCAUGCCGCCCGAAUGACAUUUCGUUCACUUCCGACGCAGAUGCCUCGAUUUUGAACGACACCAGCGUCACCGUUCCGACAGGCGUCAGUUCUUCAGUUGCAGUGAAUUCAGAAUUUAUUUUGUCUGCAGGAGGGAUUCGGAGACACUUCGAUGCUCUGCUCAUCUCGAUUGGGCGACGGACGGAAAAAUCGCACCGCUUCUUUCGAUUUCUGUCUUUCAGACAAACCGGGAAAAGGUGAGCGUGAGAGUAAAAAUUACUCCAAAUUUUAAAUGCUUUCAGAAGUUGUGGUCCGCCGACGAAGCCUUCAGCCGACAACGCCUACCUCGUCCGCGUCUGCUUCUUUCUUGGAAAACAUUUUCGAGUAAACCAUUUUUUAAAUCAAUACAAAAGUUUAUUUUUCCAGUUCUUCUGUCCAACAGAACCGUCUUCACUCAGUGAUUGGCGACAAGAUCUACGAAGCGCCGAGCAGGUCGCCCUCUCCGGUGUUUAAUAAUGUCAGUAAGAAGCUGUAA